AUGUAUCGCAACGCCUUGAGAACAUGCGCGACACGAUGCGCCGCAAAGCGUACCUUGCCCGCCGCGAGAACCUUCGCUUCCGCCUCCGAUGGCCCGGUCUUCAACUGGGAGGAUCCCUUGAACGCAAAGAACCUCCUGACUGAGGAGGAGGUCGCCAUUUCUGAGACGGCUGAGCGAUACUGCCAGGAGCGCAUGCUGCCGCGUGUCCUUCAGGCCUACCGCGACGAGCAAUAUGACCAAAAGAUCCUUGAGGAGAUGGGCGAACUGGGGCUCCUCGGAGCAACAAUUGAGGGCUAUGGAUGCGCCGGUGUCUCUACUGUUGCCGGAGGACUCAUCACAAAGGCCGUUGAGAGAGUCGACAGUGGCUACCGUUCCGGCAUGUCCGUCCAGUCGUCGCUGGUCAUGGGUGGCAUCGCGGAGUUCGGUACCGAGGAGCAAAAGGAGAGAUUCCUGCCAAAGAUGGCCACAGGAAAGAUGCUCGGCGCGUUUGGUUUGACAGAGCCCAACCACGGCAGCGACCCCGGCUCCAUGGAGACGACGGCCAAGCCUCACCCGACCAAGGAGGGCUACUACUCUCUUUCUGGUGCCAAGACGUGGAUCACAAACUCGCCCAUUGCCGAUGUGUUGAUGGUCUGGGCGAAGCUACAAGAAACGGGCAAGAUCAGAGGGUUCCUAGUUGAACGGUCCCAGUGUCCGCCCGGUACUCUCGAGACACCAGCUAUCAAGAACAAGAAUGGCCUGCGAGCCUCCAUCACAGGCAUGAUCCAGCUCGACGACGUCCCCGUCCCUAAGGAAAACAUGUUCCCCUCGGUCGAAGGACUGCGAGGCCCAUUCUCGUGCCUCAACAGCGCGAGAUACGGUAUCUCCCUGGGCGUCAUUGGUGCCCUUGAGGACUGCAUUGCCCGCGCCAGGACGUACUCACUCGAGCGAAAGCAGUUUAAGGGUAACCCCAUCGCUAAGUACCAACUCGUACAGAAGAAGCUGGCAGACGCUGCGACGGACGCGGCCUACGGUACCGUGGCCGCGAUCCAGGUCGGCAGACUCAAGGACGAGGGCAAGGCGACGCCCGAGAUGAUCAGCAUGGUCAAGCGCCAGAACUGCGAUCGGGCGCUGCAGAAUGCGCGCGUGCUGCAAGAGAUCUUUGGUGGUAAUGCUGUCAGUGACGAGUAUGGCAUUGGCCGUCACGUCGCCAACCUUUUCGUGACGCAGACGUACGAGGGACAGAGUGACAUUCACAGUCUCAUCUUGGGUCGCGCCAUCACUGGUAUCCAAGCCUUCGUGUAA
This is a messenger RNA of Colletotrichum abscissum, 1284 nucleotides long. RefSeq names its product acyl-CoA dehydrogenase domain-containing protein. Gene Ontology annotation, molecular function: fatty-acyl-CoA binding; glutaryl-CoA dehydrogenase activity; flavin adenine dinucleotide binding. NCBI's taxonomy places the organism in Eukaryota, Fungi, Ascomycota, Sordariomycetes, Glomerellales, Glomerellaceae. The record is from RefSeq and is a predicted model, not a curated record. Gene Ontology annotation, biological process: fatty acid beta-oxidation using acyl-CoA dehydrogenase; fatty-acyl-CoA biosynthetic process. Gene Ontology annotation, cellular component: mitochondrial inner membrane. The coding region runs from base 1 to 1284 and encodes 427 amino acids. The transcript has 3 exons.